Solanum lycopersicum (tomato) is the source of this 1758-nucleotide messenger RNA. RefSeq lists its product as uncharacterized. Gene Ontology annotation, molecular function: zinc ion binding. The record is from RefSeq and is a predicted model, not a curated record. Lineage: Eukaryota; Viridiplantae; Streptophyta; Magnoliopsida; Solanales; Solanaceae.
AUGGGAGAUCAUGUGGAAGAAUUUAACAGAAUCCUAGACUACAAGGAUAUGUUACUCCAAACAAAUCCUGGUAGCACUUGUGUUGUGAAUCUUAAAGAUUCAGAAUCAGGAAAUGGGAUGAAACAAUUUCACUCUUUUUAUAUUUGUUUUGAUGCUAUGAAAAAGGGUUUUAAACAAGGAUGCAGAAGAUGUAUAGGGCUAGAUGGGUGUUUUCUAAAGGGAAUUUGCGGGGGACAACUUUUGGUAGCAGUUGCUAAAGAUGCAAACAACCAAAUGUAUCCAAUAGCAUGGGCAGUCAUUGAUACUGAAAGCAAGUUGACAUGGAAAUGGUUCAUGACCAUUCUGAAAGAUGAUCUUAAUCUAGAAAAUUGUUCCCACCUAACUAUCAUUAGUGAUAUGCAAAAGGGACUAAUAGCUGCUGUAGAUGAACUAUUUCAAGAAUGUGAGCACAUAAUGUGUUCUAGACAUAUAUUAGCAAAUUGGUCACAAAACUUCAGAGGCUUAGAGAGAAGAAAGAAAUUUUGGGCUUGUGCUAGAUCAACAUUUGAGGCACAAUUUAAGUACAAUAUAAAUGCCCUGUCCAAGCUGGGAAUAGGUAUUGUUGAAUCUCUUAUCAAAUACAACAAGGAGACAUGGUGUAAAGCUUUUAUUCAAACAUUUUCAAAGUGUGAUAGCAUAGAUAACAACAUGGCAGAGAGUUUCAAUUCUUGGAUCUUGGGACCUAGGAACAAGACCAUUGUAACUAUGUUGGAAGAAAUUAGAGUUAAGAUAAUGAGUAGAGUGAGUAAGUCAAGAGCAUUUGCUGAAACAUGGACAGAUGGAAUAUCUCCAAUGGCAAUGAUGGUAUUCAAUACAAAUGUAACAAGAUCAAUGCAGUGCAACAUUGAAUGGAAUGGUGAUGUUGGAUUUGAAGUGUUAGAAGGGGUAUACAAGCAUACUGUGAACUUGGGUCAACAAAAAUGUAGUUGCAGAUCAUGGGAAUUAAAAGGCAUCCCAUGUGCACAUGGUAUAGCAGCAAUGAACCACUUGAACAUGGAUGCAUCACAAGCAAUAUCUAGUUGGUAUAGAAAAGACACAUAUAUGAAGACAUAUUCUCAUUUUAUUCAACCAGUCCCAAACAUGGAAAUGUGGCCUGAAAGUAGAAACCCAAUGGUUGAACCACCUGAGGCAAGACAAAUGCCUGGUAGGCCACCAAAGAAUAGAAGAACAAAAAUUGGUGAAGUGAGAAAAGCUGGAAAGUUGCCAAGAAUGGGGACAGUAAUGACAUGUUCACUUUGCAAAGGACCAAAUCAUAACAAGAGAAAUUGUCCAAAAAAUCCUAAAACUAAGUCUACACCAACACCCACUCAAGAGUCCACCACUGGAAAAAAGAGGGGUAGAGGUCAUUAUGAAAGAACAAGCACCAGUAAGACUGGUACAAGAAGAGGUGCAGGAAGUGGUUACAAGAAGAGGCCUAAAGUUGUUGGACAAGGUGUAUUUGUUGCUGAUACUGGAUAUACGUGUAUUAAUUUGAUAUUGCAGCAAGGAUUGUCUAGCAGAAGGAGGGUUAAUACUGGUGUGGUGAGUUCUGCACAUGUGACAGGUGAUAUUGGUUUUAAACCUACCAAGGGACUGAAGUGGAAAGGCAAACAGGCCAUGACUCAAAGACAACUUCAAGUCGAAAGUGUUGUGUGUCGUAUUCAAACCAGAUCAAAAGCUGAUGGCAUUCAAACAAGGUCACAAGCCAAAGGAAAAUCACUCUCAAAGAAAACUUAUUAG